Messenger RNA from Drosophila eugracilis, 4761 nucleotides. RefSeq names its product probable multidrug resistance-associated protein lethal(2)03659 (gene Mrp4). The transcript has 8 exons. Gene Ontology annotation, molecular function: ATP binding; ABC-type transporter activity; ATP hydrolysis activity. Gene Ontology annotation, cellular component: membrane. NCBI's taxonomy places the organism in Eukaryota, Metazoa, Arthropoda, Insecta, Diptera, Drosophilidae. The record is from RefSeq and is a predicted model, not a curated record. The coding region runs from base 513 to 4466 and encodes 1317 amino acids. Gene Ontology annotation, biological process: transmembrane transport.
AGCAAGCACAUAGUCGUGUGUAGAAUAGUGGGUAUUGCCAUGUGAACUGCGAAACGUUCCCGAUAAGUUAUAUGUGCUACGAACUAAAGCAACAAAUACUUAAUACAACCAAUGAUGAAAUUCGUAUUCGGUUGUAACAAAUAGAUAUACAUACGAAGAAUCUUAAAGUGAAGUGAUCUUUUUAACCCGAUCUCGCAGCACUCGCAAACGUGAAAUACCAAAUCAAAUGCCACGCAAUAUUACCUGUACUCUGCCAGUGGAAAAGUUUACUCUUUUCAAACGCGAAUAGAAAUCGAAUUUGUAUUAUUUUUUAAAGUUGAUUCGAAUUCCAUCUGGUUUCUCCCCGGCUAAUACCAAACUAAUUAUAUUAGAGUCAAGCGCGUGUCUCCUAUUUUUUGAUUGAGAAGUGCUAAUCAAACGCGGUCGUCCAAAGACAAACCCGGCGACCAAACGAGUCCCUUGUAAUGCUACAUUCUAUAUAGUACAAUUUAACUCCAAUCAGUGCAAUCAGCAUGCAGUCGAUGAAAGCCGAUGAACUGCCGGAGAAUCCCCGGGAACGCUCCAACCCCCUCUCCUCCCUACUGUUUUGUUUUGCCAUGCCAGUGCUUUUUAAAGGGCGGAAGAAGACUCUGGAGCAGAAGGAUCUGUAUAGGGCCCUAAAAGAGCACAAGUCUGACUCUCUUGGAGAUCAAUUGUGCAAAGCUUGGGAUGAGCAGCUAACCAAAAAUGAGACACCACAUUUGGGUCGCGCCCUAAUAAAAGUAUUUGGCUUUCGGUUGUUCCUUACGGGCAUGUGCCUAUUUGCCCAGGAAUUCUUAACUAAAGUCACCCAGCCCAUUUGUUUGUUUGGAGUAAUGGCUUAUUUUGCGGGCAAUGAUCCGGAUUUUACAAAGGCCCAGUUGUAUGCAGCAGGUCUUAUUGCCGGUUCCGUAUUUAGUGUGCUCAUAGGUCAUCCUUAUAUGUUGGGUCUACUUCAUCUGGGUAUGAAAAUGCGCGUUGCACUCAGCAGUCUUAUCUAUCGCAAGGCUCUCCGGCUGAGUAGAACUGCUCUGGGCGACACCACAGUCGGUCAGGUGGUCAAUCUUCUCUCCAACGAUGUUGGUCGCUUUGAUACGGUUCUGAUCAACGUACACUACCUCUGGAUAGCUCCUUUGGAACUUAUUGCAGUCACCUACCUGAUGUUUCUUGAGAUUGGCGUAUCUGCCCUCUUUGGGGUGGCCAUAAUGUUGCUGUUCCUGCCUUUCCAAUCCUACCUUGGCAAACGGACAAGCGUGCUGCGCCUGCGUACCGCUUUGCGAACGGACGAACGUGUCCGCAUGAUGAACGAGAUCAUAUCGGGAAUUCAGGUUAUCAAGAUGUACGCCUGGGAGAAGCCAUUCGGCAAGAUGGUGGAGCUCACCCGCUUCAAUGAGAUGCUGUCCAUCAAACAAGUCAACUACAUUCGCGGCAUCCUAAUGUCGUUUUCCAUGUUCCUGUCGCGGAUUUUCACCGCUUCCAGUUUAAUUGCAUUCGUCCUGCUGGGGAAUGUCCUGAAUGCUGAGAGGGCUUUCUUCGUCACUGCCUACUACAAUAUCCUGCGUCGCUCAGUGACCAUGUUCUUCCCGCAAGGCAUCUCCCAAUUCGCCGAGCUACUGGUUUCCGUUCGAAGAUUGGAGACAUUUAUGCAUCGCCCAGAGACCCAGGUCAGGGACAAGUCGAAGAGCCCGAUUAUACCGAUCCCGAAGGCAGAAAUCAAAAUUGAAGACAGUCCUAAGAGCAAUGGAUCCUCAGAGAAUUUAAUCGAAUUCAGCCAGUUCCAGGCCCGGUGGGAGAGCCAUUCGGUGGAUCCCACGUUGGAGGAUAUCAAUCUACAGCUGGGACGUCGUAAAUUGGUGGCCGUCAUCGGACCCGUAGGUGCUGGCAAGUCAAGCUUAAUUCAAGCGGUUCUCGGCGAACUGCCGUCAGAAAGUGGAACCUUGAGGGUCAAUGGAAGUUAUUCCUAUGCUGCCCAGGAGCCGUGGCUUUUUACCGGCACUGUGCGCCAGAACAUUCUGUUUGGAUUGGAAUGGGACAAGCAUCGCUAUCGCACUGUGGUAAAGAAGUGCGCCCUAGAGAGGGACUUCGAACUAUUACCUUUCGGUGACAAGACAAUAGUCGGCGAACGGGGAGCAUCACUUUCCGGCGGGCAGAAGGCCAGGAUUAGUUUGGCCCGAGCAGUUUACCGGCGAGCAGAUAUCUAUCUACUCGAUGAUCCACUCAGCGCUGUUGAUACCCACGUCGGGCGCCACUUGUUUGAUCAGUGUAUGCGCGGUUAUUUGAGAAGUGAGCUCGUGAUCCUGGUCACCCACCAGCUGCAGUUUCUGGAACAGGCUGAUCUAAUAGUCAUCAUGGACAAGGGUCGUAUAAGUGCCAAGGGCACGUAUUCAUCGAUGAAGCGAAGUGGAUUGGAUUUUGCUCAGCUGCUGACUGCGCCGAAUAAAAAUGACGAAGAACUGGACGAAGCGGAUGGGGCAGGUGGAGAUGGUCCAGACCUAUUGAAUGUGCCUUCGAUGAGCAGAAGGGGUAGUAGGAAUAGUAAGCCAAGCACCCGAAACAAUAGCUUCACCUCGUUAAGCUCCAUGGCGGAGUCCAUGGCCCAGGAGUCGACCAUGCAGAUGCAAGAGACGCGAGUGGAAGGCAAGAUCGGUCUGGGUCUGUACAGGGAGUAUCUAACAGCGGGAAGCAGUUGGUUUAUGAUCUUCUUUAUUGUCUUCCUCUUCUUGGCCACACAAAUCCUCUCCUCAGCAGCGGACUACUUUUUAUCUUAUUGGGUAGAUAAGAGAGUGUACGAUGAGACGGAUCUUAAUAGUGAUCCACAGGACAUGUACUUCUUUGCUGCUCUUAAUAUGGGCGUGGUGGUGCUCACCAUAGUACGCACCAUGUUGUUCUACAAAAUGGCCAUGCGAAGCUCCACGCAGAUGCACAACGCAAUGUACCAGGGCAUUACAAGGGCAGCCAUGUACUUCUUCAACACGAAUCCCUCGGGACGCAUACUCAACCGCUUCUCCAAGGAUCUGGGACAAUUGGAUGAGAUUCUGCCAACUGUUAUGCUGGAUGUGAUUCAAAUAUUCCUGACUUUACUCGGAAUAAUUGUGGUGAUUUGCAUCACUAAUCCGUACUACCUCAUUUUGACCUUAGCCUUAGCUUUGAUUUUCUACUAUAUCAGAGAGUUUUACCUGAAGACAUCAAGAGAUGUGAAAAGAUUAGAGGCUGUGGCUAGAUCACCUAUAUAUUCUCAUUUGAGCGCCACGAUUACCGGCUUGCCCACAAUCCGAGCUCUGGGAGCUCAAAAGGAACUGAUUGCGGAGUUCGACAAUUUACAAGAUUUGCACAGCUCCGGAUACUACACCUUUCUGGCGACGAAUCGAGCUUUUGGCUAUUACCUAGACUGCUUCUGCACCUUGUAUAUUGUGAUAAUAAUUCUUAACUACUUUAUAAACCCACCGAAAAGUUCUGGAGAAGUGGGAUUGGCAAUCACCCAGGCGAUGGGUAUGACUGGAAUGGUGCAGUGGGGAAUGCGCCAAUCGGCGGAACUGGAGAAUACGAUGACUGCUGUGGAGCGAGUAGUGGAAUACGACGAAAUCGAACCGGAGGGCGAAUUUGAGUCACGAGAAGGCAAGAAACCCUCUCCGAGCUGGCCCGAAAAGGGUGAGAUUAUAGCAGAGGAUCUAUGUCUGCGCUACUUCCCGGAUCAGCAGGCUAAGUACGUUCUUAAGGCACUCAAUUUCCAUAUCCUGCCCUGUGAAAAAGUGGGUAUUGUUGGUCGAACUGGAGCUGGCAAAUCCUCGCUAAUCAACGCUCUCUUCCGACUAUCAUACAAUGAGGGCAUCAUCACCAUCGAUGAAAGGGACACGGCUGAGAUGGGACUGUUUGACUUGCGCAGCAAGAUAUCCAUUAUACCACAGGAACCUGUACUUUUCUCAGGAAGCAUGCGAUAUAACUUGGAUCCCUUUGAGGAGUAUAACGAUGCCAAGCUAUGGGAAGCUCUAGAGGAGGUUAAGCUGAAACCACUCAUUGCAGAACUACCCAAUGGACUGCAGAGCAAGAUAUCCGAGGGUGGCAAUAAUUUCAGCGUUGGGCAGCGUCAAUUGGUUUGCCUGGCCAGGGCAAUUCUCCGAGAGAAUCGUGUCCUAGUGAUGGACGAGGCAACGGCCAAUGUGGAUCCGCAAACCGAUGCCCUGAUCCAGGCGACAAUUCGAAGUAAAUUCCGCGACUGCACAGUGCUAACUAUAGCCCAUCGCCUGAACACGAUUAUGGAUUCGGAUCGUGUUCUAGUAAUGGACGCAGGUCAUCUUGUAGAGUUCGGUUCACCAUACGAACUUCUCACAUCCACCGAAACAAAGAUCUUCCAUGGCAUGGUCAUGGAAACUGGUCAAAACAGCUUCGAUAGCCUUCUCAAGGUAGCCGAACAGGCCCAUUUGGAAACGAAGAAACCCAAAUCUGAGUAGAUUAAAGUUCUGUUAAAUGCUUUAUACGAGUACAUUAGAAGCCAAAAAGGUCUCAUUUUCUGGCUGUAAGCGCCUGCAAAGUUGUACCUAAUCCAGCCAGCCAGCUGCAUUUAAGAUAAUUUUCUACUUAAAGUAUUACGCCUUCGAACCUUAUAUACUUAUAUGAACACCUUAAAUCCUUAAAAAUAUUUUGUAAAAUAAAGAGUUAGCCCAAUGGAGUGUUAAACAGAGUCUCACAAAAAACUCUGUUUUGCCUUUUCGUUUUGUUAAUAAAAGAACGAUAGACAGCUCCUAA